Molecule: messenger RNA, 2248 nt
Organism: Mesocricetus auratus (golden hamster)
Lineage: Eukaryota; Metazoa; Chordata; Mammalia; Rodentia; Cricetidae
Gene: Lgals3bp
Product: galectin 3 binding protein
Exons: 6
Coding region: 264-2000 (578 amino acids)
Cellular component (GO): membrane; extracellular matrix
Molecular function (GO): protein binding
Source: RefSeq, a predicted model, not a curated record
UUAUAAAGCGCUUCCUGGGACGAGGCUGAGGAAAACCACAUGGUGGUGCCUCUCAGCUGAACAGUCUACAGUGAGCUUGUGACUGCAGCCAGCAGGGAGGCUCUGGGACCGUCUUCAGCCCCCAGCAGGCAGACAGCUCCUGUCUCUCACUUCCAGGCAGGGCUGAGGGGACUGUGGAACGGCCGGUCUCCAGGGAGAGAGAGCGCUUGCCCGCCUCACUGUGCCGCCCCUUCCGCUGCAGGGUUGGACUUCUAGGCCAGCCGAUGGCUUUCCUGUGGCUCUUCUCUUUGUGGCUGCUGGUCCCGGGGACUCAAGGUACCAAAGAUGGGGACAUGCGUCUGGUUAAUGGAGCCUCGGCCAAUGAGGGCCGCGUGGAGAUCUUCUACAGAGGCCAGUGGGGGACAGUGUGCGACAACCUCUGGAACAUUUUAGAUGCCAAUGUCGUUUGCCGGGCCCUAGGCUACGAGAAUGCCACCCAGGCGCUGGGCAGAGCUGCCUUCGGGCCAGGAAGGGGACCUGUCAUGCUGGACGAGGUGGAGUGUACAGGGACGGAGCCCUCGCUGGCCAAUUGCAGCUCCCUGGGCUGGCUGAAGAGCCGCUGCGGGCACGAGAAGGACGCAGGCGUGGUCUGCUCCAACGAAACUGGGGGCGUCCACAUCCUGGACCUCUCCGGAGACCUCCCAAAUGCGUUGGGCCAGAUCUUUGACAGCCAGCAGGGCUGUGACCUGUUCAUCCAGGUGACGGGGCAGGGCCACGGGGAUCUGACAAUCUGUGCCCACAAGCUGAUUCUGAACACCAACCCGGAGGCCCAGGCCCUGUGGCAAGUGGUGGGUAGCAGCGUCAUCAUGAGGGUGGACGCGGAGUGCAUGCCCGUGGUCAGAGACUUCCUCAGGUACUUUUACUCCCGAAGAAUCGAGGUCACCAUGUCUUCUGUCAAGUGUUUGCACAAGCUAGCCUCUGCCUACGGGGCCACACAGCUUCAAGACUACUGCGGGCGGCUCUUCGCCACCCUCCUCCCCCAGGACCCCACUUUCCGCACGCCCCUGGAACUCUACGCCUACGCUCAGGCCACCAGGGACUCUGUGCUGGAAGAUCUGUGUGUGCAGUUCCUGGCCUGGAACUUUGAGCCUCUGACGCAGGCUGAGGCCUGGCUGAGCGUUCCCACCGCCCUGCUCCAGGCUCUCCUCUCCAAGAGCGACCUGGCGGUGUCUAGCGAGCUGGACUUGCUGAAGGCGGUGGAUCAGUGGAGCAUGGAGAGCAGCGCCUCCCACGCGGAGGUAGAGCGCCUGCUGGAACAGGUCCGCUUCCCCAUGGUGCUGCCCCAGGAGCUGUUUGAGCUGCAGUUCAACCUGUCCUUGUACGAGGGUCACCGGGAGCUGUUCCAAAGGAAGACCAUGGAGGCCCUGGAGUUCCACACCGUGCCUUUCCGAGUACUGGCCAAGUACCGAGGCCUGAACCUCACCGAGGACACCUACCAGCCCCGACUUUACACCUCCUCAACCUGGAGCACCUUGGUGACAGAGAGUUCCUCGAGGUCACGGGCGGCGGUGCAAGUGUAUGGGUAUGCGCAGUACUAUCCAUAUGGCUAUGAUUCAAGGCGUCGGUACUACCCCUACCAGUCCUUCCAGACCCCGCAACACCCCAGCUUUCUCUUCGUGGACAAGCUGAUCUCCUGGUCAGCCACCUACCUCCCCACUGUCCAGAGCUGCUGGAACUACGGCUUCUCUUGCACCCCCGAGGAGCUCCCCGUGCUGGGCCUCACCAAGUCCAGCUACUCCGAGCCUGCCAUCGGCUAUGAAAACAAAGCGCUGAUGCUCUGCGGAGGGUACAGUGUGGUGGAUGUCGCCAACUUCGCAGGCUCUAAGGCUCCUAUCCCCAGUGCUCUGGAUACCAAUAGUUCCAAGAUUUCGUCUCUCUUUCCCUGCAGCUCGGGGGCCUUCAGCGGCUUCCGCGUGGUCAUCCGCCCCUUCUACCUGACUAACUCCACUGACCUGGACUAGGUGGGUCCAUCUCACUGGUGGGGACUCAGACACCCACGUGUCCCCUUCUUCUGUGUAGCCACUCCCAGCAGCUGCCACCAGAUUCCGCCCCUCCCCCAGCCUCCACUGUCUCUAUGAGCUUUACAUUUUACUGGGUUUCAGCCAGUAUUCACUCCAGGGCCCUACUGCAGGCACAAGCAGGUUCUGUGGGGUGGCUCAGUCUGUCACGGUCACUAAUCUGAAAUCAUUAAAGUCACAUGCUCUCCUCA